AAACAGAGGGAUUUCCCUGCUCCACCCAGCUGCAGCCGUGCCGUGCCUCCCUCUCGUCAGGAAUACCAAAGAACUGGUUUCUCCUUCCUGAACAGACACACGGGCUCACAACACACAGGCUCACAUACGCACACAUGCAGAAAUGAUCUCUGCCUGACAGUAAAAUAACACCCCUCCCCAGUUUGCUCUGCUGCCAGCUGUUUUCAGUCAGGCAGUCGGGCCUGCAGUGGAGAGGAGGAGCAGACAGGCCGGAGUCAUGAUCCGGCAUCUGGAGCUCGCCGCCCUCGGUCUGGCCUUCAUCGGGUGGCUCUGUGCCACGAUAACACGCUGCCAGGCGCUCUGGAAGGUCAGUGGCACCCUGGACAACAACACAGCGACUCUACCUGCCUACUGGGACGGGGUGUGGCUAGAGUGGGAUCACUGGGACCUGGCACACGAUGGCAGCCUGCACUGCUCGUUCUACCAGUCACUCAUGACUCUUUCUGGGAGUUUUCGGACAUGGAGGGCCCUCAUCAACGCCGCCAUCGGGACAGGGGCUUUAGCUGUGUUGGUCUGUGGCGUAGGAGCAGUGUGGUUCCCAACACGAGGCCAGGUUAAAGUGUCUUCUGGUGUUCUCUUUGUUUUGUCUGGGUUCCUGCUGCUGGUUCCCACAGCCUGGACGUGUCACCACAGCAGCCAGCCACUGGAGGGUGCUGUGCUGCUGAGAAGAGACUGGGGACCCGCUCUGUACUUUGGAUGGAUCUCCUUUGCUUUGAUGACAGUCGGAGGGUUGUUUCUCACCACGAGAUGCCCCACUGCGCCUGCCCCUCAGCAGCCUGCAGAGGACAGGUAUCCACACUCAGAGGACGAGUCCAGUCAUCCUCUGAGCAGAAUCAACAGAGCUGUGUUCACAAACAGUCAGUGUGAGCGCAGGUCAGAACAACCCAUCUGAGGGGGACGGUGAAAGGUUUUGACGGCUGUGGAAAGCUUAAACAACAGAAGUGAAACUCUCUGCAUGUUGAGCGAUGAUACACUGGUGAAUCUACGCAUGAACUGACCAAUAGAUGCUAUUUGAAUUAGUUUUAUUAAAGCUAACACAUUAUAUAUAUAUAUGUUGGAAACCCUAAGUUUAACAUUCAAUUCUUAUUCACCUGAAAACAUCAGCACUGUAAAGAUCUACUGAAGAGUUUGGUUUACUCAUUGUUGGGUUGAUCCAUUUAGGGAAAAUAUAUUAUUGGGAUUUUUGUGACAGACGUUGAAAUUUGUGAUGUUUUUUUUAAAUUCAAGCUGCCGUUAAUUUAUAGAUUUCAAACACGAUGGAACGUAAACCACACGGGAUACCAACAAAAUAUUAACUUUUGUGAAGCAAGGACAAGACUUCUAAUUGUUCGUAUUGAUGUAUUACAUGGGGGAUGGGAUUUUAAAAAGAUUAAUCACUCAGCCCCACUCACUGCAGCUGAUAUUGUCUGAGACUGAAAUCACCACUGCCCCCGGCGCUCAUGAUAUAUUGUAAUGCCUGAAAUGUGAACGGGUAAACACUUCACCUGAAGCUACUUAAUAUACCUGUGUUGCACUUUCUUAGAGAAAUGCAGUUAAUGUGUUUGUUUGGUUUGUUGACAAUGAAAAAGUUUACACCCCAGAUGAGUUUCUCUGCACAAAGAACACUGGAAUAAAACUUUGAAAUUGAUCAUUUGUUUUAAAAAGCUUGUGCAAUACUUCACAAAGAAGUUAAAAGACGGACAAAGGAGAGAUAUUUUGAACCAUUUAUUUUUUCUGAAAGCAGAUAGACUAUUUUUUUGUAUUAAUCGUCAUUAUUUGGGAUUGCACAGAAACCCCACCCCAUACACAGUUGUAUUAUCCGGUCCCUGAUAGGUCUUAUUUUCACCAUCUUAUUCUCUUUGCCACUGAGAGACAGUUUUCUAGAAAAAAUACUUGAUCUACAACAUUAAGAAAUUGCUUUAUUUUUAAAGUGUAAACAUGUUCCAGCUGUAUCUGUUGUGUGUUUCAUGCAGGCACACUUGUUAUGACACAACGGCAGCUCUGGGGGAAAAGAACCCGUGUUCUUACAUGUGUCUUGUUCCUGCUGCAUCUUUACAACACUGACCAAACUGGAACCAAAAGUUGUUUAUUGUCUCUUCAAAAUAAUAAUAGAAAAAGAGGAUGUGAGAUGGACAGAAUGCAGUGAUUGUUACUGUAAAAUAUCAGAUAUUCAGCAGAUUUUACUGCAGAUUUACUUCAGUUCUGAGCAGGUAUUUACUCACUUUAACUUUUAAUUUUUCUAUUUCUGCUUUGAGUGACAACAAAAAUAAUUUCAGUUCAGUAAUCAAUCAUUUCUAAUUCAGACUUGAUUCUCCUGAAGUCUUAAAUUAGUCAGAUACUUCAAAUUAAGUUUGAGUAUACAGGAAAAAGCAAUGCUUUUUGUUGUUAUAUUGUGAUCUGAUAAAAAUAAAGUUCUCUGAUAGUU
Solea senegalensis (Senegalese sole) is the source of this 2443-nucleotide messenger RNA. RefSeq names its product claudin-4-like. Bases 257 to 931 code for a protein of 224 amino acids. Gene Ontology annotation, cellular component: plasma membrane; bicellular tight junction. Lineage: Eukaryota; Metazoa; Chordata; Actinopteri; Pleuronectiformes; Soleidae. Gene Ontology annotation, biological process: cell adhesion; bicellular tight junction assembly. The transcript has a single exon. Gene Ontology annotation, molecular function: structural molecule activity. The record is from RefSeq and is a predicted model, not a curated record.